GAAAUUUUUGAAGAAUUUGUGGUGUCAUCCAGUUUACAAAGAUAACGUAUGCACAUACAUACGUACACUUAUGAAGUCACGCUACAUAUUAUUAAAUAUGUAAUAGUGCAUGAAUAUCAAGAAGUGCUAAGUAGACGCUACAGAUUUAUUCGAUGUGUGUACAAUUAUUUUGUACGUGUUUCGAAAGUUUUAUUCUCGUGUAAUUAUUAUUUAAAAAUUUGAAAGUAUAUUCUGAAAAAUGAGCUUAGUUUACAUUUUUGUAUUUUUGCUUUAUUUUCAUCAUGUAUUGACUAUUUUAAUAACAAAUAAAAUCGAAGAAACCGAUAACAAUUACAAUCCGGAUGUUCAUCUUACUACGCCUGAGAUGAUAAAACGUGCCGGAUAUCCUGCAGAAGCACAUAUUAUUGAGACAACAGAUGGGUAUUUAUUAUGUAUACACAGAAUACCCGGUAAAUUCAAUUCAAGGCCAGUGUUUUUACAACACGGUCUUCUUGGUAGUUCUGCUGAUUGGGUCAUUUCUGGCAAACAAAAAUCGUUAGGAAACACAACUCGACACAGUUACUAUGUUAACGCGCAGACAGAGAAGAGAGACCAGUAUAUGGUUGAACCAAGAAAAGAGUAGUCUCGAUUUGGUGUCUAAUGUCAC
Messenger RNA from Chelonus insularis, 646 nucleotides. Its product is annotated as lysosomal acid lipase/cholesteryl ester hydrolase-like. The coding region runs from base 239 to 622 and encodes 127 amino acids. Gene Ontology annotation, biological process: lipid metabolic process. The record is from RefSeq and is a predicted model, not a curated record. The transcript is spliced from 3 exons. Lineage: Eukaryota; Metazoa; Arthropoda; Insecta; Hymenoptera; Braconidae.